This is a messenger RNA of Labrus mixtus (cuckoo wrasse), 1577 nucleotides long. RefSeq names its product tetraspanin 7 (gene tspan6). Gene Ontology annotation, cellular component: membrane. NCBI's taxonomy places the organism in Eukaryota, Metazoa, Chordata, Actinopteri, Labriformes, Labridae. The record is from RefSeq and is a predicted model, not a curated record. Bases 145 to 903 code for a protein of 252 amino acids. The transcript has 8 exons.
GUUAGUGACGACACUUCCCCUCUCUUUUCCUCUUCUUGGAUUUAUCCCCGAAGUUUUUUUUUUUCUCGCCUCCGGGGCGCUGUGAAGUCAACUUUUCUCCCCUGUUUUUUUAUCCCAGUUUAAAAGUUAGAAACAAUCACCAAUAUGUCGCCGCCGUCUCGACGGCUUCAAACGAAGCCAGUUAUAACUUGCCUGAAGACUUUCCUCAUCUCCUACAGCCUCAUAUUCUGGGUCACAGGGGUGAUCCUGCUGGCCGUCGGGGUGUGGGGGAAAGUGAGCCUGGAGGACUAUUUCUCCCUCUCCUCCAACGAGAGCAGCACCAAUGCGCCAUAUGUCCUCAUCGGGACCGGCGCCACCAUCGUUAUUUUCGGAUUGUUCGGCUGCUUCGCUACAUGCCGCGGCAGCCCAUGGAUGCUCAAACUGUAUGCCAUGUUUCUGACCCUGGUGUUCCUUGCUGAGCUUGUGGCUGGUGUCUCAGGCUUUAUCUUCAGACAUGAGAUCAAGGCCAAGUUAGACGUUGCCUACAAUCACGCCGUUGAGUCCUACAACAGCACAGACAGCAGCAGCAUUGCCGUUGACGCCAUCCAGAGGAAUUUGCAUUGCUGUGGGGUGACAAAUUACACUGACUGGGUUAAAACAAAAUACUUUGAAGAGAAAGGAAUCCCUGCCAGCUGCUGUAAAGACAGCAACAACUGUAAACCUGAGAUCCUGAAGGACCUCGAGAAGGUUCAGACCGAGGUGUACACCACGGGUUGCUUUGCACUGAUGACCAAUGUGAUGGAGGCCAACCUGGGAAUCAUCGCAGGGAUCUCUUUUGGAAUAGCAUUCUUUCAGCUCAUCGGGAUCUUCCUGUCGUGCUGCUUGUCUCGAUACAUAACCAACAACCAGUAUGAAAUGGUCUAACAGUGAUAUUUCCACAGGUUUCUGAUGAGCAGCUCUGAAUGCAAACAGAGUUGAGAAAGAAUCUCCUGUGAUUUUUUUUUUUUUUAAUGUGUAUGUGUUAGUUGAUGUUCUUAUUUUAGAGAGGGAAAAACACUCACUGCUUCUCCUUUUAAUUCAGUGUCACCAAUGAGAAAUGAGCAGGAGGGAGUCAAAGAGGGAUAGUUUGACCAAAAAUCAAAAAAGGGACCUGGACAUUUCAUAUCAUGUCACUUCAGGGAUUAGAAGAGGGAUUUCCAUUUAGCAUAGACAACCUCUACAGUCAACUUUUCCAUUAGGUUGUGUCCUUUUUUUAAUGCAGCUGCCUUAUUUAGUAACCGUUCUUAAAUGAGUCAGUAGUCGUGCAGAUUAAAUCUAGAGAAUAAUCUUAUAAAUGUUUAACUUCUCUGCAACACUAAGUGAUCUUCUGUGAGGGAAACCCUCGUAGCUUUAAAGAUGGACGAGCGAUAAAGAAAGGGAUUUACAGUAAACCGAGCUUUACUGAUUCUGUAGCCAGUAUUGUUGAGACUGUGUUCAGUGUGUGCUGAUACAGUCGCCCAGCCAACUUUAUAUUCUGUUUUCAGUGUUAAAUUGUUAUUCUUUUGUGGAUGCAUGUGAAAUUCUUGAAAAAAAAUAAAGACAAUAUUUAGUGUCUUUAA